Molecule: messenger RNA, 1185 nt
Organism: Paramecium tetraurelia
Lineage: Eukaryota; Ciliophora; Oligohymenophorea; Peniculida; Parameciidae
Exons: 3
Molecular function (GO): protein binding
Source: RefSeq, a predicted model, not a curated record
AUGAGUCAAUAGGAUGAAGGGGAAGAGAAGCAGGAUGUAGAGUAAGUUGAACCAGUCGAACCUGAGGAGCCAGAUGUACCACAAGAUGAGUACUAUGCUCCAGAAGCACUAUAAAUUCAAAAGUUACAUAAUGAUAUCAAGGAGGGACUUAAGAGAAUUGGUAAAACUGCCAAUUUAAGUGGGUACACAUUUGUGGAAUUACUAUGUGAAAAUAAAAAAAUAGACAAGUUGUUCAAUGUCAUGCUGGAUUAUGUGAAUUUGAGAAAAAUUAGUUUCGCAAAUAAUCUUUUGCAAGAUGUGAACAGUCUGUAGACUAUAAAGUACUUAACGAAUUUGAAUUUGUCAUUCAAUCAAAUAAAUAAUUUGGAUUGUUUCAAUGUUCCAAAUACAUUCGAAUUCUUGGAUGAGUUAAAUUUGGACAAUAACAAAAUUACAAACUUUGGAUAAAUCAACGUCCCUAGAUUAAAGAAGUUGUCAUUGAAAAAUAAUUUAAUUAAGAGUGCACAAGGAUUUAAUGGACAUAAUACCCUUGAAAUUCUUGAGUUAAGAAACAAUAAAUUAGAAUCAUUUGAAGGAUUUUAGAAUUUAUUGAAGCUUAAACAGAUAUGGGCUGCCCAAAAUGCCAUCAUUUCAAUUUGGCAUUUGGAUCAAUUACCUGAAUUGCACACAUUGCAUUUAAGAGCAAACAAAAUUGUUGUCCUAACAGAAAUCCCAAAUUUACCAAAAUUACACCAUCUUAAUCUUAGAGCGAAUUUGAUUGAAAAAUUGGAUGAAUUUAAUAAUCUCAAAUCUUUGGAGAGUCUUAAAUCAAUUACUAUGCAUGAAAAUCCAAUUGCAACUGAAAUGGGAGAUGGAAUAAGAAAAGAAAUUAUUAUGAUUCUUCAGUAGAUCGAAAGAGUCAAUAAAGAGCCAGUCCCCCCAGAAGAAAAGGCAGAUGCACUAGCAGAAUUAAAGGAGAGAAUAGCUGCUGCCAUUCAAAAGAAGAAAGAAGAAGAAGAGGAGGCCGCAAGAUUAGCUGAAGAAGCAAGAUAGGCUGAGGAAGCUCGAUUAGCUGAGGAGGCUGCCAAGGCUAAGGAAUUAGAAGCUGAAUAGGCUGCUGCUGAAUAAGAGGCAGCAGAUAAAGCUGCUACUGAAGGAAAGUAAAAUUAACCUAAGGUGGAGUAAGAAGAUGAUGAGGACGCUUGA